ACAAACUUACAUGAUAAAAUACCACUUACAAUCAGAAGAGAAGAGAAGAAAGAAGAAAGGUGAAAGGAAACAAUCAGAUCGAAGAUCGAAGAAGAAUGGCUCCUCCGGCUCAAUCUCAGCGAUCUCCGUCGCCUUCUCAACCCUCCGGUAAAGGGGAGGUGUCGGAUCUGAAGAUGCAACUUCGUCAGCUGGCGGGGAGUCGGGCCCCUGGGACGGAUGACUCGAAGCGAGAUCUGUUCAAGAAGGUGAUCUCCUACAUGACAAUCGGCAUCGAUGUUUCCUCCGUUUUCAGCGAGAUGGUUAUGUGCUCCGCUACUUCAGAUAUCGUUCUGAAGAAAAUGUGUUACUUGUACGUUGGCAAUUACGCCAAGUACAAUCCCGAUCUGGCACUGCUUACCAUCAACUUCCUCCAAAGAGAUUGCAACGACCAGGACCCCAUCAUCCGUGGCUUGGCUUUGAGAAGUCUCGCCUCCCUUCGCGUCCCUAAUCUCGUUGAGUACCUCGUCUCCCCUCUCGCUGCUGGCUUGAAGGAUUCCAACACUUAUGUCAGAAUGAUCGCCUCUGUCGGGGUCCUCAAACUCUAUCAUAUUUCCGCUUCCACAUGCCUCGAUGCUGAUUUCCCCCAGCUUCUUAAGCAUCUCUUGCUCAAUGACCCCGAUCCCCAGGUGGUUGCUAAUUCUUUAUCUGCUCUGCAAGAGAUAUGGGGUACAGCAGCUUCAUCCGAAGAAGCAGCCAGGGAGAGAGAGGGACUGAUUAGCAAACCAGUCAUCUAUUACCUAUUAAACAGGAUCAAGGACUUCAGUGAAUGGGCUCAGUGUACUGUUCUUGAAUUGGUAUCCAAGUAUGCCCCGCCCGAUAGCAACGAGAUAUUUGAUAUCAUGAAUCUUUUAGAAGACAGGCUUCAGCAUGCAAAUGGUGCUGUUGUUUUAGCAACCAUAAAGUUAUUUCUACAAUUGACCCUGUCCAUGACAGAUGUCCAUCAACAGGUGUAUGAGCGUAUCAAAGCUCCUCUACUUACCCUUGUGAGCUCUGGGAGCCCCGAGCAAUCAUACGCUGUUCUUAGCCACUUGCAUCUUCUGGUUAUGCGCGCACCAAUGUUGUUUGCUUCAGAUUACAAGCACUUGUAUUGUCAAUACAAUGAACCUUUCUAUGUUAAGAAAUUGAAGCUUGAAAUGUUGACCGCAGUCGCAAAUGAGAGCAACACUUAUGAAAUAGUGACUGAAUUGUGCGAAUAUGCUGCAAAUGUUGAUAUCCCGAUUGCAAGAGAAUCUAUCAGAGCAGUUGGAAAAAUUGCACUUGAGCAAUACGACGUAAAUGCGAUUGUUGAUAGGCUGCUUCAGUUUUUGGAGAUGGAGAAGGACUAUGUUACUGCAGAAACACUUGUUCUUGUAAAAGAUCUUCUGCGAAAGUACCCGCAAUGGAGUCAUGAUUGCAUUGCGGUUAUUGGGAACAUAAGCAGCAAUAAUGUACAAGAGCCGAAAGCCAAGGCAGCUCUUAUUUGGAUGUUAGGUGAGUAUGCUCAAGACAUGCAGGAUGCUCCUUAUGCUUUGGAAGGUCUUGUUGAUGAAUGGGAGGAUGAGCCUUCUCCUGAGGUACGUUUGCAUCUUCUUACAGCAGUAAUGAAAUGUUUUUUCAGACGACCACCAGAGACUCAAAAAGCCUUAGGUUCUGCAUUGGCUGCUGGUCUCGCUGACAUGCAUCAGGAUGUCCAUGAUAGAGCGUUGUUCUACUACAGGCUUUUGCAGCAUAAUGUAUCUGUGGCAAAUAGUGUAGUAAAUCCAACUAAGCAAGCUGUUUCGGUCUUUGCUGAUACUCAGAGCAGUGAGAUCAAAGAUCGUAUAUUUGAUGAGUUUAACAGUCUAUCUGUCCUCUACCAGAAGCCUUGUUACAUGUUCACAGACAAGGAACACCAAGGACCAUUUGCGUUUUCAGAAGAGGUUGGAAAUAUUGCGGUUGACAAUGAUGAUGAGGACCUCCUUUUGGGUACCACAACGAAACAAGAUUCUUCUUCUUUACCCCACCAAACAGCAGCGCUUGUAUCUUUGGAUCAAACUGAACCACAUGCUGAACAAACAAAUUCCGUCAUUGAUGACCUCUUUGGUCUCGGAUUGUCUUCCUCUCCUGCCCCCCCUCCUUUGAAGCUGAAUGCUAAAGCUGUGCUUGAUCCCACCACUUUUCAGCAGAAAUGGCGCCAACUUCCUGUUUCAACAUCACAGGAAGUGUCUAUAAGUCCACAAGGUGUGGCAGCGAUGACGAGUCCCCAAGUACUUGUACGCCACAUGCAGCAGCUUCACUGCAUCCAUUGUAUCGCUUCAGGUGGACAAGCCCCGAAUUUCAAGCUCUUCUUUUUUGCACAAAAAGCAGAUGAGCCCUCCUCAAACUUCCUAGUAGAGUGUGUAGUAAAUUUAUCCACGAGUAAAGCGCACAUAAAGAUUAAAGUUGACGACGAGACGGCCUCCCAAGCUUUCUCUGCCUUGUUUCAAUCAGCCUUUUCAAAUUUUGGCAAGGCCUAGCAUCGCAUCGGCAUCGCUGUUUCUUUUUAUAGACUUGUAAAAUGUUGUUUUGUGUAAUUUGUGUCCGCAAACAUUACGUGUUUUGGAGAUAAUAAAAUAAACACUUCUUUUCCUUGUA
Helianthus annuus (common sunflower) is the source of this 2631-nucleotide messenger RNA. Its product is annotated as beta-adaptin-like protein A. NCBI's taxonomy places the organism in Eukaryota, Viridiplantae, Streptophyta, Magnoliopsida, Asterales, Asteraceae. Gene Ontology annotation, molecular function: clathrin binding. The transcript has 10 exons. Bases 96 to 2513 code for a protein of 805 amino acids. The record is from RefSeq and is a predicted model, not a curated record. Gene Ontology annotation, biological process: intracellular protein transport; vesicle-mediated transport. Gene Ontology annotation, cellular component: clathrin adaptor complex; membrane coat.